UGAAUUUCCCGCUGGAUCGGAUCGAAAGUAAAUUCGGUGAUCUUCAGCAUUGACGCUCGCCGAUGAUGGAAUUAGGUCACGUGAACCCAGCUUUCGCUGAUAAGGAUACUUUUGACUCCACUGAGAUGGAGGAACAGAAGUCAGGACCUGCCAGGCCUUAUGCAGCGACUGUGAAUAUGGUCAACACCGUCCAAGAUGAUGAUGACCCCGCCUCCAACUUCUCAGAGGAAAGCUUCGACCCGAUAUCGAGAAGCGCCCUGCAGGCGACGCGCAGAACCCACCGCACCCAGCAGGAUCUUAACAACCUUGUUUUCCGGGAAGGUGCCGCUCUACAGCAGAACACCCUGGCACUCGUGUCACUUCAAGACCGACUGUCUCAUGACCAACUGCUCAAAAGCUUGCUGUUCGAUGGAGAGAGAGUUCAGAAUAACAACCGCUGGCUGUAUUACUCCUGUGUGGAGUUCCAGGAUGACCGAGGCACCAACGCAAUCCUUCCGCCAAUGAUGAUUGGGAAAGCUUGUCUGACAGAUCAACGGUUGCUCCUGUUAUCUGCCGAGAGAGCAAUGAAUGCUAGUUUCACCAAGUAUGGAGACCCGAAGACGACCUCAGGCGGUUAUGAUGUUGAGACUUUGUUGACGGACAACAUCCAUUACAAGCCGAUCCCACUCAGCAGUUUUUACAGCAUUGAGUUGCAUAUCGCGUCUAGCUCAAAGAGUGGAGUGCAAAUACAUGCUAAACCACCACUACUAUGUUUCUUCUGCAGUUGUCUCGGGUGUCCCAAACAGUGGAUCUCAGAAAAUCCUAAUUCGUCUAACGACAACAGGCGUGUUCUCACCUUAGGCGCCACCCUUCCUCCGUGGGGCACGAGAUCCUUCAUUCGAAUCCAUUUGAACCCGAGCAUGCCGCUUGUUGUUGCCAGGGACUUCGUUUCCUGCUUGCAGUGUUAUUCAAGGAAUCUCCACUAUGGAUCGUGCCCACCAGGCACCUAAGAACCUGGUUAGGUGGGGUCAUACCAUUGCGUUCCGGUACCUAUGUUUCCCAAUAUACCCAGGUACCCAUGUUUCUAAGUACCUUUGUUUCCCAAUACCCAGUUACCUAUGUUUCCCGAUACCUAUAUUUCCUGGUACCUAUACGUUUCCAGGUAUGUAUGUAUGUUUCCCGCUGUAUAAUUACAAAGAACCGAUCACAACCAUGGCUGCCACGAGUAUGGCUGUCGGGAGUGGACAAAAUUACCACCAAGAUCAGCUGUCAAUGGCAUUGAUAGGGUGAGGGGGGGGGGGGGUUAAACCCAAUGCAUUUGCUGACUCUGAUGUUGUAGUCCCGCUCUCUACAUUGCAUGUGACUUGCCACCCAAUGCCAACUGGAAAGGCUUGUAAUCACUGGUGUCGAGUAUCAAAUCCCUCAUAUAGCCUAAUUUACGGUCUAAAAGUCAUAAGAUAAGAUACGAUAAACUUUAUUUUCAU
Molecule: messenger RNA, 1463 nt
Organism: Lineus longissimus
Lineage: Eukaryota; Metazoa; Nemertea; Pilidiophora; Heteronemertea; Lineidae
Exons: 5
Coding region: 63-989 (308 amino acids)
Source: RefSeq, a predicted model, not a curated record